CAACGGAAGCACCACGAUCACCGGCAAGUGAGGGUGAAAGCUUUCCAUGUGUCGCAGCUUCAACCGUGUCAUAUAACCUUGCCUCCCGGAUGGUUUUCACCCCGGCAUACUCGAGGCAAGGUUCGCCCAGCUCAAUUUUCUGCUGUCCAGCUCAUUUUCUGCUGUCCAGCUCAUUUUCUGCUGUCCAGCUCAUUUUCUGCUGUCCAGCUCAUUUGCUGCUGUCCAGUUCCAUUUGCUGCUGUCCAGCUCUUCGUGCUGCUGUCCAGCUCAUCGCACUGCCGUCCAGCUCAUCGCACUGCUGUCCAGCUCAAAUACUGCUGUCCAGCUCAAAUACUGCUGUCCAGCUUGUGAUGCUGAUGUCCAGCUCUUUAUGAUACUCUACAGCUCUUGAUGCUGCUCUACAGCUCUUGCUGCUGCUCUACAGCUCUUGAUGCUGCUCUACAGCUCUUGAUGCUGCUGUCAAGUUCGAUUACUGCUGUCCAGCUCAAUUACUG
Messenger RNA from Aaosphaeria arxii CBS 175.79, 494 nucleotides. RefSeq lists its product as uncharacterized. Lineage: Eukaryota; Fungi; Ascomycota; Dothideomycetes; Pleosporales. The coding region runs from base 90 to 374 and encodes 94 amino acids. The record is from RefSeq and is a predicted model, not a curated record. The transcript has a single exon.